AAAUGUAAGAAUUAUUAUCGAUUGCCACCAUGGCAGCUGAACCAAAGAGCAAGUCCGAGAAAGCAAUCAAAUCUCACGCUCCAGAAGUCCAAGAUGUUCGUCCGCAGUCAUGGGCUGAUCCAGGAACCUGGUCGGCUUCAACAAAAUGGAUGCCAGCAUAUAUCGCCGUGGCAGCAGUCGCCAUCGCACUUCUCUACGUACGAUUCUUGCGACCGUCAGGGCUAGACACUUCCACCUUUGAUGAUUGUAUUGCGACAUUCGAUUACAGCUUCCGCAUCAAUGCUGCCUUGUCCCAAGCACACGAACAGGCCACGCACAGCUGGGAAAUCGGCUAUGCCCAUGAAGCGACAAUGCAGAUCUUCAAUCCGGAGAGAUCUGUGUUCGGCUCAGAUCCGUUUCCUGGAGGCGAGCUUCCUACUCUUGGUCUGCGAUUAGAUGAAGCCUCUCUGUAUGCCCAGCCCAGGAUUCGAACACAUGACAAAUCGCUAUUUGAUGAAGAGAGUGGCGCUGUGUCUGAUCCUGCUGCACUCGGUAUGGCAGCUUUGAUGCUUGGUCGGAGAUCGUGGAACAGUAAAGCGUAUCGAGAAGCUGCUGAAAGGCAGAAAGAUCUGCUGCUAAGACAAGCACCACGAUACGUCAACGGGGCGAUCAGCCAUCGCUGGGAGAACGCCGAGCUGUGGUCAGAUGCGCCGGCAAUGUUUCCGCCUUUUCUGGCAUAUUAUGGAGUGGCUACGAACGACACAGACCUUGUGCAUGAGGCUGUGGUGCAGAUUGGCCUUCAUAGAGAUGUGCUGCGAAGCGAUGAUGGUCUGUGGAAGCAUAUCAUCGGCUCACCAGAUGAUUCGGACGAAGGCUAUUGGAGUAGCGGUAAUGCUUGGACAUCAUAUGGUAUGACGAGACUGAGGGCAACGAUCAGUGCAUGGUCGCACAACAAUGCCACUCUUGCAGACGAUCAGAGAAAGUUGGAUUCCUGGAUCAAAGAGCUCCUUGACGCUGUGAUCUCCAGCGACGAUCACGAAUCUGGACUAUUACGAAACUACUUGCAGGAUAAGGACUAUGAUGGCGAGACCUCUGGUACUUCGCUCCUGGCUGCGACUACUUAUCGCAUGGCGAUAUUGAACCCGGAAGUCUUUGGUCAACGCAAAUAUCUUGAUUGGGCGAACGCGAAGCGACAUGCCGUGGUUUCACGCGUUGACGAGGACGGUAUUGCGAGUCCGGCUGCCAACCCAUUGGACCACAAAUCAAAAGUGCCUGUGGACAUUAGCCCAGAAGGUCAAAACUCACUCCUUCUGCUCGGCGCGGCUUGGCGGGAUUGCGUCUGCAACGGACUUUGCAUGGAGAUGUACGUGGAGGAGCAUGGAUUGACAUCGCAGUCAGAAUUGACGCCCAAGACAGUCGCGGGUCCGGCUUGGAAAGAGCUAUGGCAGCGCGUUCACAAAUAUUUUCAGCCCAUGUAAUCGAACCUUUCCGCAUAUGAAGCAGAAUAUCACAUAUAUAGAAGACAGUAGAGUCUUUCGACAUUACCUAAGAGCUGUGCGCAGGCGCGACAUGUUCAGAAAGUUUGACUGAGGCAAGAGCCGAGCUUGGUGCCUCAGGCAUCAAGUGAAUAUACUGCACAUUUUCACAUCGAUGUCGAACAUCGCUGGACCAGAUCACAGGCCAGAAAACCAUGGGGAAUAAAAGCCUCUCGUAGCUUAGAAUCAAGUGCGAUACACGUCACACUUGCCUAUAAUCCCACUGAAGUGUUGCUUAGUCGGGGG
Molecule: messenger RNA, 1760 nt
Organism: Cercospora beticola
Lineage: Eukaryota; Fungi; Ascomycota; Dothideomycetes; Mycosphaerellales; Mycosphaerellaceae
Biological process (GO): carbohydrate metabolic process
Source: RefSeq, a predicted model, not a curated record